AUGACAGCAGAAUUGGAACAAAUAAAUCUUGAUAUUGAUCUUAUACAUACAUUUAUUAAGAGAUACGGAAAUAGGUAUUGGGAAGCCUCGCUGCAAAAGCUCAACAGAAUUAAAAAGCAAAAAGAGAAUAUUGAUGAUGACCUCAUAGACGAUCAACUCAAACAAGCAAGUGGAAAAGGUACAACAACGUCUUUGGAUUCUAACAGAAAGGUCGACUUUCAGACACAACGAAAAUUCCUUCGGGAUGGAUCCGUGCUGAUUAAUGAUAAUGUCAGAGAGAUUGGUAUUGCAUCGAGUAUUCUGGCCUAUUCCAAUAGUAUCGAUGUGAGUAGUGGAGAUGAGGACGAUGGACCUAAGAGAAGAGUGAAUGUACCUCUCGCAGCUGUCGUCACACCAUCCACUCAACGAAGCAUGAACAACAGGUCAUCCUUGUCGACCACGAAUGGAGGAGGAGGUGCUAGUGUGUUGAACACCACUCCAAUGAAUAAUGUUUCACCAGCGGAAAUUCCAUCAUCAAUCACAACUUCAGCCAAUGUCAAUACAACUUUCAAUGGAAAGACGAGGAAGAAAAAGAAGAGGGCUCAACAAUCUCCAUCACAAGCAGCCGUACUUGCAUCGAAGAAACUAAGUGAAGGAGAGAAGGCAUUACGCAAGGAUACGAUCCUCACGGACACUUCAUCCUCCACAGACGAAGAGGAUACCUUCGACAGGGAUUGA
Molecule: messenger RNA, 717 nt
Organism: Naegleria fowleri
Lineage: Eukaryota; Heterolobosea; Eutetramitea; Acrasida; Naegleriidae
Exons: 3
Coding region: 1-717 (238 amino acids)
Source: RefSeq, a predicted model, not a curated record